AGUGACUGCUCCUCUGUUUUCCCUUAGUCCUUCAGAUCAAACUACCAACUUCUUACCAUGACUCAACAACCAAUCAGCCUCCCUGCCAAGCUCAUCAAUGGUGGAGUUGCUGGAUUAGUGGGUGUAACAUGUGUGUUCCCCAUAGAUCUAGCCAAGACAAGGCUACAGAACCAAAGAGGCAACCAACGAGUCUACAAAAAUAUGAUGGACUGUCUGAUAAAAACUGUUCGUUCUGAGGGCUACUUUGGGAUGUACAGAGGUGCAGCAGUCAACCUGACACUAGUGACCCCUGAGAAGGCCAUCAAACUGGCUGCCAACGACUUCUUCCGUCAACGGCUCAGCAGAGGAGAACUCAAGCUGAGCGUGUUUCAGGAGAUGCUGGCUGGCUGUGGGGCAGGGAUGUGUCAGGUUAUUAUCACAACCCCUAUGGAAAUGCUCAAGAUCCAGCUUCAGGAUGCGGGUCGACUUGUGGCCCAGCAGAGGAAGCUAGCCAUGCUCCACACUGUUAAACUUGGAGGGGCCAGCCCAGUCCUGAAUUGCUCGUACAGUGUGGGUCCUGUGUCUUCAAACAGGAAAGUGUCGGCCAUUCAGAUUACCCAGGAACUACUUCGCACAAAGGGCAUCCAAGGACUUUAUAAAGGACUAGGUGCAACUCUCAUGAGGGACAUCCCUUUCUCUGUGGUUUACUUUCCACUCUUUGCCCACCUCAACCAACUGGGAAAGUCAUCUGAGGAUGAGAAUGUGCCAUUUUAUUGGUCCUUUAUUUCAGGCUGUGUAGCUGGAUGUACAGCGGCUGUGGCAGUCAGCCCUUGUGACGUGGUGAAAACCAGGCUGCAGUUGCUCAAUAAAAGUGCAAACGAAGACACCUACAAUGGUGUGACAGACUGUAUCAGAAAGAUCAUGCGGAAAGAAGGGCCAACUGCUUUCCUGAAGGGUGCCAGCUGCAGGGCGCUGGUCAUUGCUCCACUUUUUGGAAUUGCUCAAGUGGUUUACUUUGUUGGUGUUGGAGAGUUCCUCUUGGGACAAACCCCAUUCAACCUUUACUCUGUCUAAACACCUUCACAGUAUGAAACCAUCUGAAUUAAACUUAAAAGUCCAAGGCAGCCAUGAUGUGACUAAGUAUCUGAGAACAAGCGUGUUUUGGAGAAGACUGUGAAUAGCUUUGAGUUUAAGUGGGAAAACAUUACAAUAAGGCUAUAUUUGUUAACAGUAGUUAAUUAUAUUAGUUAACAAUGAACAAUACUUUUCAGCACUUGGUAAAUGUUAAUUUCAACAUAUACUAAAUACAUUUUUUUUAUUAAAAUUGUAUACUGUAUGUUAUCAGUAGUAAAUACAUGAUAAACUACAUGAAUUACAACCAAACAAUUGUUUUCUUAUAAAUUAACAUUAACCAAGAUUAAUAAAUGCUGUAAAAUAAUAUUGUUCAUUGUAAGUUCAUGAUACUAUUGCAUUUACUAAUGUUAACUAAUGGAACCUUAUUGUAAAGUAUUACUGUUGAAGUUUAAUGUUUUUACAUGCAAAUUUUAGCAUGUUCUACUGGCUUAUUCAGGAAGCUAUAACAACAUUGCACAUGGUUACGUUUCUUUUUCUGUUGAAAAUGUAUGUCCAGAGAAGAUCAGGUUUAUCCUCAGUGAGGGUUGAUUUGUAAACAUACAGUCAUGAUUCAUGUGCUCAGAGAGCCAGAAAAUCUUCAAUAUUUUUGACAUUUUCACACUCAUGUCCUUCAUUAACUGUUCUGUGCAAUCAUUCUUGUGACAUUUUGUAAAUGUAUGAGCCACAUUAUGAGGAAAGCCCUGCUAAAAAUCAGCUUUAAGUCAGCAUAUAAUGGUUUGCUGGUCUUAGCUGAUUUAGGCUGUUCAAGCUGGUUUCCUUGCUUGGCCAAGCUGGUGGUCAGCUGGUUUAUCUUGGUGGCCAGAAGAUCUCCCAGCCAGACUGAAAAGUGGCAAAACCCCCUCUAAAACCAUCCAACAGACCAUCCUGGCCAGGCAUAGAGACCGGCUAAGAUUGUUAUACAAUAUCAAGACUCUUAAAAAGACACAAAUAGAGACACUAUGUUUGACGUCCUGUUGAAGUGGAUGAACGAUUGACUAGUUGGUCAAUGUGAGUGUGAAUUUAUUACGUUCAGAAUUAAAACAAAAACUCUGUCUCACGUAAACGUGCUGAAUUGUCAUACUCAGAUCUUGAAACAGGUGUGUACACAUUUUAUACCAUUCCAAGCAGCCAAGAAGUAGUUUUGGUUUAAGUGUUGUUCACACUUCAUGCAAAGUAAUAAAUAAAUAAAAAAAAUAUAUGUGAACAAUGGUUUUGAUGUUUGCCACAAGGACCAUUACAACCUAAAAUCAAUGUAUCAAUUUAAAGUCAAUUUGUGUUUUGUUCUUAUUAAAGGUGAAGUAUGUAAUUUCUGCUCAUAGUAGCAGCAAAUGGAAUUACAAAUAUAAAACAACCUGUGCCAA
This is a messenger RNA of Myxocyprinus asiaticus (Chinese sucker), 2453 nucleotides long. Its product is annotated as mitochondrial glutamate carrier 1-like. Gene Ontology annotation, biological process: malate-aspartate shuttle; aspartate transmembrane transport; L-glutamate transmembrane transport. The record is from RefSeq and is a predicted model, not a curated record. Gene Ontology annotation, molecular function: L-glutamate transmembrane transporter activity; L-aspartate transmembrane transporter activity. The coding region runs from base 58 to 1053 and encodes 331 amino acids. The transcript has 9 exons. Lineage: Eukaryota; Metazoa; Chordata; Actinopteri; Cypriniformes; Catostomidae.